Messenger RNA from Scophthalmus maximus (turbot), 3864 nucleotides. RefSeq names its product schwannomin-interacting protein 1. NCBI's taxonomy places the organism in Eukaryota, Metazoa, Chordata, Actinopteri, Pleuronectiformes, Scophthalmidae. The transcript has 7 exons. Gene Ontology annotation, biological process: positive regulation of hippo signaling. Bases 339 to 1172 code for a protein of 277 amino acids. The record is from RefSeq and is a predicted model, not a curated record. Gene Ontology annotation, cellular component: plasma membrane; cell junction.
UUUUGAAGGCAGCAACCGGAAGUGCCCGAGUUGACUCUUCACUCGCAAACGCUCCUCUUCGUGAAAUUCCACAGGUUGCGAGUCUUUUGUCCGUGUGUCGGGACGAGGAGUGAGGGGACAUCGACCUGCUGCGGCGGUCUGCGAGGGAGAGGAGCUUGCUCACCGAGACCCCCCCCCCCCGGGACGGGACGGACACGCUGUCCCAGUUCGAGGAGCAGCGGACAAGUCGCUGGGAAGCUGCCGGAAGGAGGAAGAUGACCGGGGGGAGCUGAGGACGGAGCCGAGCUAUGUGGCCCAACUCUCCGUAGACUUGUGUUCUGCGUGGCCGUCGAGGCGAGAUGGAGGGAGAGAAGGAGAGACAGCGGGAGGAGAAGGAGAGCAACGAGGCAGAAGACGACCGGAGGAGCGAUGAUGACACUGACAACAAAGAGGAGGACGAUGACGAUUCGGAGGGUGCGGCACUGGUCUGGCAGGAAGGCUAUGGUGAGGACAACCUGGGCCUUCCCAUCAUGCACUGGGAAGCGCUGAGCCUGCGCAUCGCUGAGCUGGAGAAGCAAGAAGAGGAGAAGAAGGAGAAAAGGGCAAAGAGUGGGAUUCCUCUGGAGCGAGGCAGAGCUCCAGGGAGCUGGACGGAGGAGCGAGGCAGGAGAGCGGAGAGCUGGGAGGACGGAGACGACGCCUGCAACAGCCACGUGCUGGCACUCACCUCCCGCCUGCAGACACAGAUGAACCUGCAGCUCUGCUUCAUCAACAACAGUGAAAGUGAGGAGGAGGAGGAAGAGGAGAAGGAAGGAGACGUGAACAAGAAGGACAGCUCCAGCACAUGGAGAGGGAGCGCCCAGGUCCAUAAGAAUCCUCAACCCGCCUCCAAGCCAGAGAAACCGAAAUCCAGGGGCUUCAGGAACACUCUGAGGAACCUACGGGACCGACUCAGAGCAGACCACAAAACACUGUCUGCCUCCCGCAGUGACCCUGUAAUCCAGAGGAGGCAUCUUGAGCGCAGUGAUUUGCAAAGCUUCGGUGUCAAAGAGCUGAAUGCUCUGUGCUCAACUCUCAGCCAGACCAUACAAGACCUGAGCUCCGACUUGGUGGGUCGCCUCCAGGUCCGGGACCAGCUGAGGACCGAGCAGGACGCCAUGCUGCUGGAGGUCCAGGAUCUCACCUCACUGUGAACCCUGCCGAUCGCUCCCGGCUGAGUUCCACCUGUCCAACGGUGAUGUGUCACACGAACAUUUGAGCUGAAGCAUCGCUGUCGGUGAACAGUUGUUAGUAAGAUGUGACGCAGUGGUCCCCACAAACAUCUCAAUCCCACCAGUGUCUUAGUCUGACCAGCCAACCGCUGUGAUGACUCACUCCCUGGAAGGACUUGGACAUUCAGUUGUACAGUAGUUUUUUAUGUCAUUGUCUAUGUUGUAUUUUUAUAAGGUCAAUUUAGUUUCACUAAGAGACGGUGUCUACAAGCUGUGGUUUCAAACUUUGCAUGUGACACACCGUCACAAAGCCGCCUGUCAGAGCCAUGGUGAUGGUGAGGAGGACUUACGGUACGCUGAACUGAACUGGCACACGGGAUCGUGGCUGUGGAUGGAGGAGCGCACAUCAGCAACAGUUUAAUCUAUGCUAUGUCCAUGACAAAUAUAGGUGUGGGUUCAUGUUAAACCGGCUUGGCACCCAGACGGAAACAGAAAGGGUAAAACCUCCCAAUGCUGACGGUGAAAGUCAAGUCCAAAUUGAGAUGUGCCUCUGUUUCUUUAUUACCGACAUGUGACUGGGGGUGGACUAGUAAUGUCAUCUUUGUGUUACAUGAAAUUCGUCCUAUAAUGCAAAGCACAAUGCACGCAUGCUUUGUCGCUCUUCGACCAGCCCCGCUCGCAACCUGUAGUGUUUUCUAGAAAGCUGAAACCAGAACCCAUCUGACCCGCAGGUCGACCGGCACUACACUAUUCCACUAGUCUGCCGUGUUCAGCUGUGUUUUCCUUUUCUUUGGCGUGCAUGUGGUCAGCAAUUUGCCUCUGUGCGCCCCUCGGUCGUCGAACGCCAAAGUGAAACUUAUGAAGAGUCAACGUUCACAGGAGACGUGGACAGAUCUCUGCUCAGUGACACUAAGCCCUGGUGACCCGGUCAGAUUUUGAACUGUCGACACGGCGAGGCGGCUAUUCGCUCCUUCCAGUUUAUGCAAAAAGCAGGAUAAAAGUGACCAGAACAAUCAACUCAUUGUUCUUUUGGAGACACUUAAAAAAAAAAAAAAAAAGGAUCCGUCCAGUGUUCAUACAUUUUCUGAUUGAUUUUGCAGGAACUGCUCGUCCGCAGGAACACACACAGGUGGUGUGAUCCACAUUCCUGUCGAUUCGACCAGAGUCACUCUGGGCUGAGUGGUGCACAAAAUCCUAGAAUGUCUUUGAAAGACCGCGCGUUCCUACCGACUGUUGUCUCCGUCGGUUACCUCACAUCAUUCAGCCGCGCGCUCGCACGUCUCCGCCAUUGGGCUGAUUCCGGUUCGACACUUUUCCACAAGUAGCCCAAAAACGAGUCGGAGCUACUAAACAUUUUUGUAUCUUCCGUGGCAACGUGUUUUUUUUUUUCUUUCUUCCGUGUGUAAAAAGUUGAGAGGCUAUAGUCCGUACCAAGAGGUCAACAAGCUGAGCUUGAUCACCCGGGGGCGAUGCUUCUACGCACGUUGCUGCGUGUGGCAUCUUUCCUCAAGGAUUAAAACUGACAUAUCAAAGGGAGUCGUGUUAAGAAGCUGCUAAUUCCGCCAACUGAACAAUCUGUCCUUUUUCUACUUAGUUGCAAGUGUAGUGUCGUUUGUUUCAUGUCUUUGUGUCGUUUUUUUUUUUAGGUUAGUGUACAAUAAAUGAAGCACAAUUUUAAAUCUUCUUCUUCACCAAAGUGCUUCUUCUGGAUAUGUAAGGGAAUGUAUUUUUUUUUAUGAAUUUUUGUUCUGCGACAGUCUUGGCACAAGUUGUUCAUUUUAACAAACAAUGUUUACCUGUGACCUCGACCGACAACGGAACUUUUCCUCUUGAACAAAAACAUCACCGACUGAAUUCUACUAAUCUGUCUGGUUUUGUUGGUUCGCUGUUCAGCUAUAUACAUUAUACGUGAUACAUUUCAAAUUGAAAAAGCCUGCAACAGUUCAUUCCUUGGCAGGGGACACUCAACCGAGUAGAACUGUUUGACUCGGCAAUUCAUUCUCGCUGAAUGUAGUGUGUGAAUCACGUCAUACCUGCCACUUUUUUUUUCUUUUUUUUUUUUUAGAGCAUUCCUUUGAAUACCAGCUUUUAUUUUGUGAAUUCACAUGUAGCAUUUAUAAGCGGUUGCUAUUUCAAAUAAAGUCUUCCCUCAAGGCCUCGACACAGAGAGCAGCUGAUCAGCUCAAUGUGCCACGGGCCUGAUCCACCGUUGGUAUUGUCAGCAUGGAACCGCCGGCAUUUAAUCUGACUAAAAUCUUGUUAGGCCACAAAAACAAUCUGUUUGUCAUGUUUAUAAAACUAAUUUUAAGAAAUCUUCAGCAGAGGAACAGUAAUUUAGACUUGUUGCAAGACUUUGCAUUGUGUUAAUUUCCAAUACUGUUGUUUCAAAUUUUUGGUGGUGGAUCGUCCCUUUUGUUUACAUUUGACUUGACAUUGGGCCUGAACAAAUAAAGUAUGAGUCCGGUCAGUUUCACAGAAGAAACAUGUGACUUUAAUGGUCUUAUUCAGUUUGAGCUGAUCUUUGUUCUCGACUCUCUGAAGUCUAUUAAGGAUGUUCAAUUGUAGCUGAACGUCUGUCUCUAUGUGUUUUUCUUUGACACCUUGUCGCGAUGCUUUUGAACUUUUCCAACCGAAAUGUUCUGACAUUUGAAUGAUUGAAACAUUUUGGAUACUA